AUGUAGCAGUAAUUAGAAUAAAGUGUAAGGAGAUUGGGAGAUUAUUAAUUUGACACCAAAUAUCUAUUGGGAGAAGGGGCUUUUGGUAAAGUUUAUAGAGGAAGUAAGCUGACUACAAACUAGGAAGUAGCUAUAAAAAAAAUAGAUAGUUCAAUGAUCAAUAAGGAUCAAUAUCUAAUUGAUGCAUUAAACUUCGAGAUCCAAAUAAUGAAGUAACUUGAUCAUCCUAAUAUUGUGAAGUUUAUAGACAAAUUUAAUACGGAUCGGUCAAUCUAUAUAGUAACAGAGUAUUGUGCAGAUGGCGAUCUCAGAAAUAUAAUGAAGGGAAGACGUAUACCAGAAUCUGAAGUUAAUUAGAUUUUCUGUUAAUUGGCAAGUGGUUUUAAAGAGUUAGUAAAAGCAAAUAUCAUACAUCGAGACUUGAAGCCUGCAAAUAUAAUGAAUCAUAGAGGUGUGGUAAAGAUAGCAGAUUUUGGAUUUGCCAAGAUAGUGGACAACUUUAGUGGAGACUUGUUGAGAACCUGUGUAGGCUCACCCUUAUACAUGGCUCCUCAAAUAUUGAAGAGAGAAAAAUAUACGACGAAAUCUGACAUUUGGUCUUUGGGAGUAAUCUAUUACGAGAUGAUUUAUGGGAUGGCUCCGUGGACAGGUGUAGAUGAGAAAAGCUUAACUAUGAAUGUGAUGAAGCAGCCCUUAAGAUUUCCAGCUAGCACUCAGUUAUCAGAUUUUGGAAAGGGUUUUUUGAGCAGAGCUUUGGAGAAAGAAGAGAGCAAGCGAAUGGAAUGGGCAGAAUUGUUUGCCAUGUUUGAAUCAGAAUAGAAUUUAGGAGCUAUUCAAUUUAAUGCAAAUAUGAAUGGUAGUUACAUAUUGGAUUAACCUUAACCUUAAUCUUAACCUUUAGUCUAACCUCAACCUUUGUCUCAAUAAAUUCAAUAGAGCGAUGCUUCUUCCUAGAAAUUUCUGUGUCAAUUGAAUAACUAUAAUUUAUAAAGGAUGUAAAUCAAUUUUUCUCAUUUUGUUAAUGUGGAAAUGACCUAGCAUAUUUCAAGCAUUGCUCAAUACUAAAAGAAGGAGAUGCAUUUCGAAAUGCUAUGUUUGUUGUCUGCCAAAUUUACAUCCAACUCAUUUAAAUUGCUAUAGUCCAAUGUUCUUGCCUUAUUCGAACAGUACAAAAGGACAGCAGAAUACAUUCGAUUUAUCAGUCAAUUGUAACAGGAAAGUCAAUUGGCAUCGGAAUUAUUUCAAAACACAAUGCAGUAUUUUGAUCGCAUAGGAUUACUGUCCAAUCUUAGAUUAUCUGCUGACUUUUCUUAAUUUAUUGAAGGUGGAGAUUUAGGUUUAAAUUAACUAAUUUCAGUCGAAAAGAUAAUCAAGGAGAGAGUGAUCAGCAUCUCCAAACAAGUGUUACAAAGUGCUAAAGAGAAUGAUGUGUUCAGUUUAUUAGAUUACAUGAUGGAGAUGUGUCUAACUAGAAGUAAAAUAAUGAAUGGAAAUACGAACAUAGAUUUCUCUUUGAUACAUGAAAAAAAGUAAACAUCGGAUUAAUAAGGCUAACUAAAUUUUAAAUUAAAUGAGUUAUAUAGUUAUUGA
This is a messenger RNA of Paramecium tetraurelia, 1590 nucleotides long. RefSeq lists its product as uncharacterized. The transcript has 2 exons. Gene Ontology annotation, molecular function: ATP binding; protein serine/threonine kinase activity. The record is from RefSeq and is a predicted model, not a curated record. NCBI's taxonomy places the organism in Eukaryota, Ciliophora, Oligohymenophorea, Peniculida, Parameciidae. Gene Ontology annotation, biological process: peptidyl-serine phosphorylation; autophagosome organization; autophagy. Gene Ontology annotation, cellular component: cytoplasm; autophagosome.